AUGCAAAAAUUCCAGCAAGCGGAUCUCUUCCGCAGGCGCGAACUCCACUAUCUCUAUGUUAAGAUGACGGCAGACAUGAAUGUUGAGCAUUACGAUGCCUUGACGUACGAUUUCAGUACACUGAAGCGGCGGCUGUUUCACCAUGCCAGUGAACCUUGGGAGGCAUGCGCACAAUCAGAAGCAUAUGAACAACUGCAGGCUUGCCAGGAUACGAUUGGAGUUGGAUAUGAGGGUUGGGUGCCUAUCGAGCAAUACAAUAAGGCAAAAGCGUACGAGAGAAAUUUGAAAGCGGACACGCUCGGUGCAGCUAAAACAGAGGGGGAGAGAAUAAGAAUUCAAGAGAAUUGGAUUUUUGAUGACUUUUGCGAGGAAGACUACGUGUAA
Molecule: messenger RNA, 384 nt
Organism: Penicillium daleae
Lineage: Eukaryota; Fungi; Ascomycota; Eurotiomycetes; Eurotiales; Aspergillaceae
Exons: 2
Coding region: 1-384 (127 amino acids)
Cellular component (GO): mitochondrion
Source: RefSeq, a predicted model, not a curated record